GGACAGGGUUCAUUGAUAUAGGUCGGUGCGCCUGAAGGUGAGAAGCCUUGCAGGAAAGCAUUCUCUAUCUUCACAUACCACCUUGCGCAGACCGAACCACUAUGGUGAGUAUCCCACGACCGCACCUUGUAGCCAGAGGGGCAGAAGAGAUCAAGGGGAAGGACAUCUGGCUUGACAAUGACGACCUCCGUCCGCUGAAGCUGAAAGACCGCACUUGGACUGCCACGACUUACUUCGUCUUCUGGUUCAGUGCCACAGCAACAGUUAGCAAUUGGUAUGGCGCCUCGGCAGCUCAAGCCCUCGGCCUGUCGAUGUGGGAAUCUCUGGCUUGCUCAUUGGGUGGCCAAUGCUUGAUUGCCAUAGUCAUCACACUGAAUGGACGAGCCGGCGCUGUCUACCACGUCGGUUUCCCUAUCCUCAAUCGUGCCGCAUUUGGAGUUUAUGGCGCAUGGUGGCCAACGUUCAAUCGCGCGGUUAUGGCAAUUGUGUGGAACGGCGUCAAUGCCGUGCAGGGUGGACAAUGUGUCUAUGUCAUGCUGCACGCCAUCUUCCCCAGUAUCGCACAUAUCAAGAACACUAUGGGCCCAGGAUCUGCAUUGACCGCGGCUGGUAUGAUCGGCUUUGGCGUUUUCUGGAUAGUCACAUGCUGCUUUCUGGUCAUUCCAGUCCCGAAGAUGAAGUCCUUGGUCUAUGCGAAAUUGAUCAUGUUCGUCAUUUCGGCGAUGGCGAUGCUGGGCUGGACGGUCAGCAAGGCUGGGGGACUGGGACCGGUGGCCAGCCAGGGGUCAACAGUCCACGGUGGUGAGAAGAGCUGGCUGAUUGUCCGAUUCUUGAUGCUCGGAGCUGCGAAUUGCGCGACGUUCGCCAGCAACGCCAGUGACUUUCAGCGAUAUGCACCAAAGCCGAGCGACCCGAUCCUAGGUAACUUGGUCGGAUUUCCAGUUGCAAAUCUUCUCGUCUCGAUUGUGGGCAAUAUCGUCGGUGCAUCGAGCCAAGUCAUCUUCGGCGAGCUGGUUUGGAACCCAAUCGACUUCCUCGAUAUGCUCCAGACAUCCGACUACACUGCAGCUAACCGGGCAGGGUGCUUUUUCAUUGCGCUGAUGUUUGUGUACUGCGCAAUCUUCUCCUCGAUAUUCGAAAACUCGUUGCCUGCCGGGAACGACCUGGCCGCGCUGUUUCCGAAGUACAUCACUAUCAGAAAAGGAUUCUUUAUCUGCGCUGUGCUUAGCUUUGCGAUCAACCCUUGGUACUUGUUGGGAAGCGCGUCAAUUUUCGUGUCCUUCCUGGCAUCAUAUCAAAUAUUCCUGUCUUCGAUCACAGGCGUUCUCUUAUGCAACUACUACCUUAUCACAAGAGGAUACAUGAAAAUCCCCGACCUGUACACCUCUUCCAAGACUGGGGCUUAUCACUACACCAAAGGUUGGCAUAUCAAUGCAUAUAUUGCAUAUGUUGUUGGGGUGAUCCCGAACUUCUAUGGGUUCUUGAACAACAUGGGUGUGUCGGCGCCCGAGGGAGUGACCAAGUUUUAUUACUUCGCUUAUUGGGUGGGGCUGUUCGUUGCAGGAGCGACUUACUGGGUCUUGUGCAAAAUCUUCCCGCCGGCCAUCAUGUACACCGAGGGAUGGAAGGAGCCGAAGAACUAUGUUCGUCCUGAGGGAGAAGCUCAGGUUCUCGAAGGUGAGGCGGCCGAUGUCGAUGGCUCGAGCAACGGCCAGAUCGAGGAGAAGACCGUUGCCACAGAAGUCCUCAGCGAUCUCAAGGGUUGAACGUUGCUGGAUGUAUGUGCAUAAUGAGCUUCAUUAUUGUGACUGCUCAAGAAUAGAAAUGUCAAUGCUUUCGAAUUUCUCGUUCAGAUAUGCAAGGAGACAAAUAGUUCUGUACUUGGUUGUGGACAGACUCUGCCUUCAGUGCUGCUAAGGAUCAUUGUUGACGUCUGGCACACUUUCAAUGGUAUCGAAUGAGAUUCUCGCUGAUGAUGCCCAGAUGAAGGAGGUGUCGACUUCCUAAUAUACUUUGCUGAUGAUUGUGGUAGCAUCGCUGUUGA
Molecule: messenger RNA, 2044 nt
Organism: Exophiala viscosa
Lineage: Eukaryota; Fungi; Ascomycota; Eurotiomycetes; Chaetothyriales; Herpotrichiellaceae
Product: NCS1 nucleoside transporter
Exons: 5
Coding region: 102-1766 (554 amino acids)
Biological process (GO): nucleobase transport; transmembrane transport
Cellular component (GO): plasma membrane
Molecular function (GO): nucleobase transmembrane transporter activity
Source: RefSeq, a predicted model, not a curated record